GAUGCCAACCUUGAAGGAACAUUUCUACGGCUUGUCGCGGUCGCGGCUGAGGGAAGAAGCGACGAAGAAGUGUGGCGACUUGCACGAGAUCUACUCGGUGAACGGCGACUGCUUCAGGGGCCACUGGUGGAAGGACAAGAAGGACGGUCUGGGCGAGCAGAGGAAAGUGGACGGCUACAAGUACCACGGCCUGUGGAGCCAAAACAAGCGGGACGGCUACGGAAUCCUCAAAAAGAAGGACUUUGUCCUGGACAGGGUGGACGUCAUUUACGAUGGGCAGUGGUGCAUGGGCAGACCAGACGGCCUUGGCAUAGGGUUUCUGCCUGACGGCACCUAUUACGAAGGCGAAUACAGAAAAGGGUUGCGUUCCGGCUGGGGCACAAUGAUGCACAGCAACGGCAGCCAGACUUCUGGUCAGUGGCUGAAAGACAGGGUCAACGGAGUUGCGACCUGGUGGAAUAGCAACGGCAACUUCUAUACUGGCGAGUUCAAGGACGGAAAGUUUCACGGAAAGGGCGUUUACGUGAUGCCAAGCAGGGGCAAAAUGCUGCAGGGUGUGUGGAUGGACAACCAAUUUUUCAAAGGGAUCAGCAAAGAUCUGGAGGACGAAUCGAAGCGCGCGGAAGAGAUUUUGGAGGAAUAAAAGAAUUAUCAUCUAAUGAUCCUAGACAAGUUCAUUAAUGUGCCGUAAACUUAUCUUGAAUGAAGUUAAUUUAAUUGGAACCUUUUCUGAUGCAACGAAUUUUUUAUCUCCAAAACUUGUCUCAAAUCCAUUAAUGUGUCCACUCUUAAUUCUGCAUAAACUAUAUUUUGCUUUAGCUGUGGCGUCUCUGAUUACCGUGUAUUAUAAUCAGGGCUGCCUCUUUUUUGAGCUUCUAGAAAAUUUGCCUCGCAAAUUAGCCACCUGUGAGACACAAACAGAUUAUUAAUGAAUAUUCGCGCUCUGCGUCCG
Molecule: messenger RNA, 952 nt
Organism: Neocloeon triangulifer
Lineage: Eukaryota; Metazoa; Arthropoda; Insecta; Ephemeroptera; Baetidae
Product: MORN repeat-containing protein 3-like
Exons: 2
Coding region: 2-643 (213 amino acids)
Source: RefSeq, a predicted model, not a curated record